Brassica oleracea var. oleracea is the source of this 619-nucleotide messenger RNA. RefSeq lists its product as uncharacterized. The transcript has 4 exons. Lineage: Eukaryota; Viridiplantae; Streptophyta; Magnoliopsida; Brassicales; Brassicaceae. The coding region runs from base 12 to 425 and encodes 137 amino acids. The record is from RefSeq and is a predicted model, not a curated record.
UAGAGAGAACGAUGGGAAAACGCCGAAGACGCAAAAUGGCGGCUGCGAUAUCAUCAGCGAAUUGGGCGUUUGUUGCUGCUGCAAGGCGUGGAGGACGACAAUGGGGAACCAUUCCUUUGUCCUGUAGUUCGGGACCAAACACAAGAAAGCUUGUUCUAUACUCGAAACCAGGAUGUUGUCUCUGCGAUUGCCUCAAAGAGAAGCUUCAAGCUGCCUUUUCUCUCUCUGGUCCUGAUUCGCUCCACCACGUCACUCUUCAGGUAAGAGAUAUCACUACGAAUCCUGACUGGGAAAGGGCUUAUCAGUAUGAGAUACCAGUCCUGGCCAAAGAGAAUUCUGAUGGCAAAGAGGAGAUUUUGCCAAGGUUGUCUCCACGUUUAAGUGUGGAAAUUAUACAAAAGAAGUUACUUGCUGCUUUUAGUUGAUCAAGAAAACGUGUGUAAGGUGCUGCGAUGCCACUUCUUGGUAACAUCUUGGAAGUCAGCAUUCUAUUUCCCUUUAUCAAAAAAUGAGAGCAAGUUUGCUCAUGUAAGCAUUCAAUAUCUUGGAUUCAUACAUUUGCUAGUUGUGUAAUCUUCUAUGCCUGGCGAUCAAACACAUUACUAUAUUACAAAAGCAA